GCCCUCCCGGAUGUCUGUCAUGAAGAAUAGCUAGGCGGCUGUCUCACGUGUAUCAAACAAAACACAGACAAAAGGUUGAUAUUCCUGCAGAUUUACGGGUUUUGUGGAGGGCAGCAGUGAAACAGCAGCGCAGCUAAUGCCCUUUGGAGACACCUGGCUUCGUGUUUACAUCCAUAAAGCAACAAAGUGGACAUCAUCUGGUGAGACAUGGCAGAGGGAGGCUUCGACCCUUGUGAGUGCAUCUGCAGCCAUGAGUAUGCUAUGAGACGCCUCAUCAACCUGCUCAGGCACUCUCAGUCCUACUGCACAGACACAGAAUGUCCUCAGGAAUUGCCGGGUCCUAGUGGGUCGGUCGGCGGUGGUGGAGAACUGACCCUCCCCAUGAUGGUUAUGGGAUGGAUGGUUCUGGCUCUGGUCCUCUUCCUGCUGCGCCCGUCCAGUCUCAGAGGUUCCAGACAAACAGACAAACCUACUGGACCCCACAAUAGGGACAGAAGAGAACCUCCAGCACCCCCCGUUGAUUAGCAGCGGAGCCAGACUAGGAGCACUCAGACACCUGGAGCUGCACCGUGACGGCGUUACUGUGGCCAGUGACCAUCUCCCUGCCCAGCUUUAUCCAAAUAUCUCUUUCUUUUCUUUCUUUUCCUCAUGGUGUUUCGGGGUGAAUCAGUCAAUGAUUCCUAUUAUGAGGGCCCAAAUCGAGCUGGAUUGAUGAGGUGGAAUACAGACACAUAAAUCUGAUGGUUUGAAGGUCAAAAUAGAUUUUUUUUUAAUGUAUCAAAACCUGCCACAAAAACAGUUUUGUCAAGUGUGUGUGCUCAUUUUGUUUUGGUCAUUUUUGACAAAUAUACAGAAUGAGUCAUUUAAAAACAUAAUAAGAAUAUAAACACCUCUUUCCCAAACACAUAACUUUAAUCAAUAUAACAAAACAGGACAUGCUCUGUAUUCUCCAGACAUUAUAUUAUUAGCCAGUAAUGUCAGCAUGUUCAUAUAUCAGCCGGGUGUUCACUACAUUUUAAUCAGAUAUUUUUUUGCAUUAUUCAGAGUAAGUUCCUGAUCCCAGCUUUGGGGCUGACUGACCCGCAGAAACUUGAAAUGAAAGAAUGUGUUUCCUGGUUUUGGAGAGGAGGGAGGGGGAAGCAGGGAGAUCUUUAAGGAGAUCAAAAUAAUGUUUGUGUGCUUUUUGAGUAAUGAGGGGUUGUGGGUUUCUCGUUUCUCUCUUUCAACUAAAUACGACUCUAAACAGCACCAAUAAUGAUGUCGCACCACAUAAUGUUUUAAUAGUCAGUUCAAACCAGCAGAGAGAUUUCAUUUCAUUGUGGAACAAAAUAUACUCAGUGCAGGAAACAUAUGUUUUACUCCUAUUGAAAUCAUUCUUUAUACUGUAAUGUUUUGUGUUUAAUGAUGAAAGUGAUUAUUGUGAACUGACUUAAGAGUAGCCUAGAUUCAUACUUUAAUAGCACCUUUAUGUCGUAUGUUGGUUCUUUUUUUUUUUUUUUUUUUUAAGGUGUGUGGUGUAAACUCAGCUCUCUAAACGAUGUUCAAGUGGAGACGAGCGCUUGGUCCUUUCUUACUUUAAACAACGGCAAUCUUUCACUCAUCGGAGCAAACCAAGGUUUCUACUUCACAACUUCUGUUUGGCCAUUUGUUGCAUCAAUGGAAUGGAAAGGAGCAAACAUAAGUGCAGUUUAAACCAGUGCCAAUGUGUUUCUGUAGUACUGAUUCUCUGCUCAUGUGGAGGACGUCUUGUGAAUGAACAGCAAUAUAUGAAGUAAUUUAAUUCUAAUGUUGUGAUAGGAGGAUCUGAAAUGUACUAUUGUAUCAUGUUUUCUCAUUUCUGUGGUUAACAGUGCAAGGUCAUUUUUUUCCAUGACCAGUUGUUUAGCGCCUCAGUCAAGAGCUGUGCCAACAAUCAUAAUAGUUUUUCAUUCCUUUUUUUGCGAUGGGUUGCAGUACGUGAAAGUAGGUUUUCUGCUUUCAGUCACUUGGGGAUCUUAAUCAUGUACCUACCAUGAAAACAAUUCUAUUCAAGUUGUUCUAGGACUUUGGUCGUGCUUCAUGGUGACAUCAGAAAUGAAAGAAGGGUCUUUAUUAAAUGCAUUGUUUAAACGUUCAGAAAGGGGACAUGCUCUGUAACACGUGUGGGCUCAGUUCAUCCCAAAAGUCUUGAAUGGCUGCUCUUCAUUUCCAUAUCAACUCAUGUCCCCUGAUACUUUUAUUACAUCUCAGAAGAUUUGCUUUGAAGAUGGCAGGGACGAGACAAAAAGAUGAAACAAGUAGCUGUGUAGAAUUAAGGGGAAGCCAUACUAGAUUGUUGAGAUGAACAGUGAGAAGACCAUGAUUGAAACUGUUACUGUCUGUGAGAAAAAGGGCUUCAACUAUGCACUUUUACUACAACAACAAAAAAAAAACAAAUAAAAAAAACAGUGUAACUUA
Molecule: messenger RNA, 2436 nt
Organism: Labrus mixtus (cuckoo wrasse)
Lineage: Eukaryota; Metazoa; Chordata; Actinopteri; Labriformes; Labridae
Gene: smim14
Product: small integral membrane protein 14
Exons: 5
Coding region: 208-525 (105 amino acids)
Cellular component (GO): endoplasmic reticulum
Source: RefSeq, a predicted model, not a curated record